Molecule: messenger RNA, 1132 nt
Organism: Tripterygium wilfordii
Lineage: Eukaryota; Viridiplantae; Streptophyta; Magnoliopsida; Celastrales; Celastraceae
Exons: 8
Coding region: 156-752 (198 amino acids)
Molecular function (GO): protein-disulfide reductase activity
Source: RefSeq, a predicted model, not a curated record
CGAAAGCAAAUGCGCGCCACUGAUUCACAACAUUUUUAAUGAAGGGUAUACUGCCACGCAACGGCAAGACUAAAGCAGUUAUUAUGAUUGAUCAUCAACAGAGAGGGUUCAAAUAAAUCAACCUCAAGACCAAUUCGACGUACGCAUAACUGGCAAUGGCGUUGAGAGCUGCCACUUCCUGUAUCCGAAGGUCAUCUCUCCUUUCGGGUCCUCGCUCUCUCAAUCUCAGAUUUCGUCAGUCUCCUUCGCUGCCUCUCCAAAGUUUCACGCCCUAUACUCAUUACCGAUCUGGAUUCUCACACCCGAUUCGAGCAGUACAUGAAGCAACAUCGGAUCCUAUAACCCCUAAGAAGACUGAUGAGGAAUUGUCACCCCCAAAUUGGAAGAUUAAAAUGCUUUAUGAUGGAGACUGCCCACUUUGUAUGCGUGAGGUGAAUAUGUUGAGAGAGAGGAAUAAGGACUUUGGUAGCAUCAAGUUUGUUGAUAUAAGUUCAGAAGAAUACUCACCUGAGGAAAAUCAAGGCCUAGGCUACGAAACAGUUAUGGGAAGAAUACAUGCAAUCCUUUCUGAUGGAACUGUGGUCACUGAUGUUGAAGCAUUCAGGAGAUUAUAUGAACAAGUUGGUCUUGGGUGGGUUUAUGCCAUUACCAAAUAUGAACCUAAUGUUACUCCCAGAUUGCAAGACUCGCAGAUGUCAUAUAUAGCAUUUGGGCCAAAUAUCGCCUUCAAAUUACUGGACGGCCACCUCUAGAAGAGAUCUUGGAGGCACACAAGAACAAUAAGGGUGCAGUGUGUAGAGACAACAAAGCAUGUAAGAUGUGAAGCCCCAUUUGGUGAUUCAAAUUUGUAAAGUCAUAGCUGGUCUCUCUUUGCUUCGCCCCGGCACUUAAAUUUGGCGAUGUCUUUCCACACGUGAAGCAAGAACUUGAUCAGUGGAAGCUAGUAGAUCUUGUAAUAAGGAAAGUAAUUACACAACAUGGUUCUAUUAUUUGUAAUUUUGAAAGAAUCGAGCAUAAGAAAUUUUCUUAUGCAUUUGAUUUGCUUUCAUGAUUUAGGGUGCGUUUGGUACAAGGGUAAUGGGGUGUAAUAGUUACAAGGAUAAUUAAAUUUUAAGUUUACUUGUGUUUGUUA